AUUAAAGCCAUGUUAGCUAUAACUGACGGUAAAAUUUUGCAUGCUAAUCUGUUCUGAAACAUUCACCUACUUGUUAAACUAAGAUAAUACUAAGAUUCUGGAAAGAAAAUGCAACAUGAUAAACAAAAGAAAGCUGUUAAUUGCAUUCCUGCUGUGCACGUUUUUGAACUGGCCAUUGCCUUCAUUAUCUUUCGGACACAUGAGCCGAUUAUUCCCGAGUGUAAGCGGGAUGCUGAUAACGAGGUCAGACGAAGAUGGAAUCUGAGGUAAGAAGGCUGCUUUGUCUUUGUUUGCAAUAUUUUUGAGUUAGCUGAAUAACUUUCAAGCUAAAACAAUGUAAUAUACUGUAAAUAUAAAUGAAAAUUUAGUAUUAAACAUUCUGAAAAUAAGAACUCGUCAGAAUCUUGCAAACUGCUUCAUUUACAUAUAAUGAGGCACCAAAGAGGGUUUUUUGUAAUCCAUAUGAAUAGCUAGAAAAAAUCGUAUUUUGGGAAUGUUUACCAUUUUAAUGAUUUUAACCCAUAAAAUAUGGAUAUGUAAAGGAUGCCUUUAUACAGAUAUGACACAUUUUACCUGUUAGGGAAUUUUAAAAAUACAUAAAGGAUAUUAAAUAAUGUUUUGAUAUUGUGAAUUUGCAGAAAAUAUUAUAGUUACUCUAUUUCUUUUUUAAAGGACUCAAAUAGAUCUAGAAGUGAUGUUGAAUUUAAUAGUUCAUCGUCAGAGUACUUGCCAGAGCCAAAUAUAAGAGGAAGAGGAAAUACUAGUAGAUCAAGACGGGGUCUUACAGCUGCACUAAGAGGUCGAAAUAGAGGGCGUGGACGUGUUGGUGUCAGGAGAGGGAGGCGUGGUGGGCAUGCACACCAGGGGCCAAAUAGGCAACAAUUAGCAAUCAGAGCCAGACAGGAGAGGCAAACACAUAUAGAAGUAAUAUUUAAACUUUAUUUCAAUAUUUAUAUCAUUAUAAAUAAAUAUAUAAAUACAUAUAAUUCAUAUAUACAAAACUACUAAAUAUAUAAUAAAAUAUUGUGGGAAUGCAUUUCAUCAAUGGACACUGAGGGAUUAAGAACAGUCCUGAGACUUGUUUGUUCAAAGCAACCCUCAUUUAUGCUUGACAUAAUGGAAACGCUUGAGGGUGGUGGACCAGAACAACCAGGCUCUGAGAGCAGGACUGCACCAAGCUGGUGCAUCUGCACUUACUGCAGGGAGAUGCCCACUGACAGAGAAAAAGUGUGCUGUGGCAAAACAAAGCAGAAUUGUCAGUCAAGGCUACCAGAUUUCUACACAGUGGUUCUUGAUGAACUUGUUCUUGAAGUUGCCAUGCGGUACUACAAUGAUGUACUGGCUGAGCCGAGAGAUGACAACAUCAACAGAUCUCGGAGGUAUGCUGCCUACAGACAGUUCAUCAUGUGGGUCCAUGGCAAACUUGGGGCAGGCAACAGAAAAGUCAUCCCUAGCUGUUGUGUAUGGCGGAUCAGAGACACUUUCCCAGAACCAUCGGGACAGUAUGUUGGGUAUCUGGAAGGUGUAAUGGACUAG
Saccostrea cuccullata (small rock oyster) is the source of this 1536-nucleotide messenger RNA. RefSeq names its product P2X purinoceptor 7-like. The record is from RefSeq and is a predicted model, not a curated record. The coding region runs from base 1045 to 1536 and encodes 163 amino acids. Lineage: Eukaryota; Metazoa; Mollusca; Bivalvia; Ostreida; Ostreidae. The transcript is spliced from 3 exons.